CAGGAGUUUGGGCGGGCGGGGGGAAACAGCGAGGCCAGACCUUGCUGGGCUUGGAGCAGAGGAGGUGUUAGGAGGCAGACGGCUGAUGGGUGAAGCCCUACUGGCCUGAGGAGAUCACUGCACAAAUACCUUGUCUGAUGGAAGUGGAUGUGGCAGGGAAGGAAAGAGGAGAACCGUGAAAAAGAGAGACCAUCUUAUUCUCAUCACUCACUCAAUUCUCAAGUCUUCUCUCCAGAAGUUGUGAUGAAUUGCUGACCACGUUGAUAGUGUCGCAAUGGAAGAGGCAAGUGCCUGGUCUUCACACACUAUCCAUGCAUCCAAGAACACUGGCACAGAAUCAGAGAUUCAAUACUACUUUGAAAGAAUAGUGCCAAUAGUCUCUCUUCCAAUCUGCAUAAUGGGAUUGAUUGGGAAUGGAAUGGUCUUGUGGCUUCUCUACAGCAGGAUCCAGAGAACAAAAUUCACUGUGUAUUUCCUAAAUUUGGCAGCUGCUGAUCUUAUUAUACUUUUCUUCUAUGUUACCGUUUUUAUUUUAUUUUUCAGACCAGUUCCUAUCGGUCUUAGCCUUUUGCUUAAAAUGGAGACUAUGCAUGCAUUUGGAUUCAACACCAGCUUGUAUCUGCUAACAGCUAUUAGUGCUGAAAGGUAUCUCGCUAUCUUUUGUCCAGUCUGGUACGAACGUCACCGGCCAUUGCAUUUCACAGUCUUUUUAUGUAUUGUUUUGUGGAUCUUGUCUGCUGUAGUGACACUGGUGGUAUAUCUUGCCUGCCACCUGCACUUUAAUUUAUCACACAGUGAAGUCAUGUUCAGUUGUGAGCCUGCAAGAAUAUUCCAACUGGUCGUAAAUUUACUGAUUUUUGGUCCUAUCCUGAUAUUGACGUCUUUGGCCCUUUUUUCCAGAAUACGGAAAACAUCUCCUUCAGCCAAGAUUGACAUCACCAUUGUGGUCUCAGUCCUGCUGUUUCUUGUACUGUCUGCUUCAUCAAGAGUUACUGAGAUCUUAGCCUAUUGGGUUCCAAGUUUGCAUGUCCCAAUGCUGUUUAUAGCUUUUCAUAUGCUUGAUUGCAUCCACAGCAGUGGCAAUCCUUUUCUAUACCUCUAUAUUGGAUAUUCAAAGAAGUCGGUGGCUGCUGAACCCAUCCCUAUGUAUCUCGAGAGAGCUUUCAUGGAGGAAGCAAAUACAUACGAAGCACAGGAAGCAAAUACAUACGAAGCACAGGAAGAAAAUACAUAUGACGCGGAGGAAGCAAAUACAUACGAAGCACAGGAAGCAAAUACACACAAAGCACCAAAAGCAAAUACAUACAAAGCACAUAAAGCAAAUAAACACAAAGCACCAAAAGCAAAUACAUACAAAGCACAUAAAGCAAAUAAACAAAAAGCACCAAAAGCAAAAACAUACGAAGCACAGGAAGCAAAUCCAUAUGAAGCACAGGAAGCAAAUCCAUACGAAGCACAGGAAGCAAAUCCAUACGAAGCACAGGCAUACGAUGCACAGGAACCAGAAGAAGGUUGAAAGGAAUCAUUAUUCAUAUGGGGAAACUGAUUAGCAUUCACAGCUUUAGAAUAAAUAUUUAGUUACUUACUUGCUACUACUAUUUAUAUACUUACUAUGUAUUAUUUCUGUACUAUAUAAAACAUUACUACUGUUGAUUA
This is a messenger RNA of Hemicordylus capensis (graceful crag lizard), 1656 nucleotides long. Its product is annotated as proto-oncogene Mas-like. The coding region runs from base 275 to 1516 and encodes 413 amino acids. Gene Ontology annotation, molecular function: G protein-coupled receptor activity. The record is from RefSeq and is a predicted model, not a curated record. Gene Ontology annotation, biological process: G protein-coupled receptor signaling pathway. Gene Ontology annotation, cellular component: membrane. The transcript is spliced from 3 exons. NCBI's taxonomy places the organism in Eukaryota, Metazoa, Chordata, Lepidosauria, Squamata, Cordylidae.